UGAAGAUUGCCUUAGCAUGGAACUCCUCGGCAUUCUAGAUUGUCCGUUCAUCACAGAUUCCUUGUGUCUCCUCCAGAAUGCAGAAGAGAGCAAUUAAGAUAUUUUCAAAGUAGAAAGUCUCCCUAUCAAGUAAUUUCACUUUCUUCCCUGCAGUUUCCUGAUGUCCUUAAAGCCUGUGCUACACACAAGCAACACAAGCCUUGUAACUUCCAAUUUGAUAGCUCCUUCUUACUUUCACUUCAAUAUAUACUUGAACUGGACAAUUCCAGGAGAGCUAAAGGAUCAAGAACCAGGAGGGGCAUACAAGGUGCACUAAGGAAAGAAUCGAUUGAAUUGAAUCCCUGCAGAAUGUGGACUAUGCAGAAACACUGAGUUUGGGUUUGCACAAUAGCAGUGAACAGCAAUGGGCCCAAAGAAACAUGCCAAGUUUCAAAAGGACGAAACCUCAGAAAACACCACAGUUAAACUUGACAAAGGAAUAGUUACUGAUGAUGAUGUGAUUUUUGAUGCAGUUGGCCAAUCAAAAUUUGUCCUAGAGAACCUUCGCUACUACACGACACAUCCAGAUUUGGCCCAGUACUAUGAGCCUUUGAAGCCCACUAAACUGCAUAAAUUCCUGGAUCAGAACAGGAAAAUCACUAGCUUCAUGUUAAAAGUAACUGAGUAUGAUCAGGAUAUGACCUUACUGAUUAUGACCAACAACCCACCUCCUUGCUCAAUCUGCCAACAGGAAAAGGACAGUGCUCCAAAAUACUUUUCGGACGACUUACUGUUCAAGGAAAGUCAUCAGCACAAGCCCACCAAGAACUUUUGCCCUUCCGUGAUGCCUCAGAAAAAAAAGUUGAGAUCUGGGCUGAAACCAGUCUUCCAUUUGAAAAAUUUUCAUGAUCCUAAAUCCAAGGAAAAACAAUGGUUUAGGUUUUCCACUGACAAUGACUUUAAGACUGAAGGACAGUAUUCGAAAAACUAUGCUUUGAGGAAACAGAAAAAAAUGUACCCACAGCUUAACUUUGCUCCUGCCUAUGAAAGAGACGAGAUGAAAGAUGCUUCCAAGAAGUCAGUGAGUGAAUCGCCGACUUCCCAGUUGCUCCAGGAACCACUCACACUUUCAUCGCUUCUGAAAGAGAAGCCCACCCGGAACGCGCCGGGGGAAAACUCCUUCCGCAACGGAAGGGCCCAGCAGUGGAUAAUCGAAAAUGCCACUCUUGUUAAGUGAAAACAAACGCCUCAGGGCUCUCGCCUCGCUCUCGGCGGCUGAGGGCCCUGUAGAAGCCGACAAAUAAAAUCAGUUCGCAGCAGUC
Molecule: messenger RNA, 1301 nt
Organism: Chinchilla lanigera (long-tailed chinchilla)
Lineage: Eukaryota; Metazoa; Chordata; Mammalia; Rodentia; Chinchillidae
Gene: Tsga13
Product: testis specific, 13
Exons: 10
Coding region: 404-1216 (270 amino acids)
Source: RefSeq, a predicted model, not a curated record